ACAUUUUUAUGUGGUUUUUUAUGUGUUUUAGACUCCGCCUAUGGUUUUGACAGCUGAUUGUAAGCCAACUGGGAAGGAAUGCGCUGAAUACAGCGAUACACUUCAACAUUAUGUUUCUGUGCUUGUCCAUUAAAGGAAACCAGAGGAACCACACAACAUUUUUUUUUUCAUCUCCAUCUGACUAUUUUGGUAUCUUUUUUGCGACUCUGAGCUGACAACAAAAUUAUUUUACAGUAGGUGGACUGUACACCCUUCUCUACGAUAAACAUGUCAGGACUGUUAAGUGCACUCAUUCUCCUAAUUAUUCAAGGGUCGUUGGCUCAGCGCGUGAGGGUGGAGCCAGAAGUCGUGUCAUAUCCUGGUCAGACAGUGACACUGCGAUGCCAGUUUCCAAACCCAGGCAAAACCCAGCUCACUCAGGUGUUAUGGAUCUUUGAACGAACUGAUGUACAGCGGAUCCACAUAGCAGUUUUCCAUCCAAGUUUUGGAGUAAAUUACCCAAUGACAUCCCCUUUAUCAGGACGUGUCAGUUUUGAAACACUUCCACCCUCUUUGGAGAACCCAUCCAUUAAGAUCAGAGAACUGAAGAUGACCGAUGAGGGCCGAUAUAUUUGUGAAUAUGCCACCUACCCUUCUGGCAACGAACAGGGAGUCACUUCGCUGGUCCUGCUGGCUAAACCGAAGAACAUUGCUACAUCUGUCACCGUUACCGCCGGGAAAACCCCAGUCAUCGUGGCGCGCUGUGAAUCAUCCAAUGGCCGUCCAGCAGCGAAUAUUUCUUGGUCCACGGCGCUUAACGGAAACGUGACGAUGCCGAUUGAGACGAAGAAUCCAGAUAAUACGAUCACCGUCCAGAGUGCCUACAUGCUGGCUCCACAGCCGUCGGAUAAUGGCAAAGACAUCAACUGCACGGUGUCACACCGUACCAUGACCCAACCUGAGACCUUCCCGAUGAAACUUGUUGUUGAAUAUCCUCCCCAGGUGAAGAUCGUAGGGUAUGAUAACAACUGGUACAGGGGUCAGACAAAUGCAUAUUUGAUCUGUCAGGCAGACGGAAACCCUGUCCCCACCACUGUCACCUGGAAAACUUUGUCCGGACUGAUGCCUGAAACGGUGCAGGUGCAGGAAAAUCGGCUCGUUCUGCAGAAGGUGGAUGACACCAUCAACACCACCUUCAUCUGUGAGGUCAGAAACAGUCUGGGAUACGGCAGAGAUCAGAUCUCCCUCUUCGUGAGGGUAACUAGAAAUUACACAAGCUUCAGGAUGGAUCCAGCCUUUAUGAAGAUCUGAGAUGACCUGAGAGAUGAUGCCAAUCCUGCCGAGGACCUCAGAUGACGACAAACCUGAACCAACAUACAAAACUACCAAAUUUAGCUGUAAGUGAGACUGAAAUGUAUAAUCAUUUCUGGCAGGGUUUGACAUGAAAAGACUUGGCUUACAUUAACUUCCCAAAGAGUGAAGAAAAGUACCCCGCCAAAUUGACAAUGUUACCCACCACAGCUGAUUUUAAGUGGGUGUUUAUUUCAAACCCUGAAAACUGGUUUUUACUGUAUAUUUUUGCCAUAUGGACAUCACCUUGACAUAAUCAACACUGAAAAGCUACUCAUAAAUAUAAUGUAGAAACUUUAAUUUUCCGUGAAGCUUCUAUGCAGUGAUUUGCACCCCGAAAAUACAAAUAAAC
This is a messenger RNA of Carassius gibelio (silver crucian carp), 1681 nucleotides long. RefSeq names its product nectin-2. The record is from RefSeq and is a predicted model, not a curated record. NCBI's taxonomy places the organism in Eukaryota, Metazoa, Chordata, Actinopteri, Cypriniformes, Cyprinidae. Bases 268 to 1290 code for a protein of 340 amino acids. The transcript has 7 exons.